AUGGGGAAGCGAUCGGCAAAGAGCAGUGGCGGGGCUGGCAAGGCAAAGAAGGCGGCCAUUGAACAGCGGCGGGCGGCUGCUGAGGGUGCCGGAGGCUCGACCCCGAGCCCAGCAGGCGACAACAGUCUUGAACCUCCCCUGGACCGGCCUGUGCGCAUCUACGCUGAUGGCAUCUUCGACAUGUUCCACUUCGGGCACGCUCGCGCGCUCGAGCAGGCCAAGAAGCUCUUCCCAAACUCGUACCUGCUCGUGGGCUGCUGCAACGACGCGCUUACGCACUCGUACAAGGGGAAGACCGUGAUGACGGAGGAGGAGCGCUACGAGAGCCUCCGCCACUGCAAGUGGGUGGAUGAGGUUAUCCCCGAUGCCCCCUGGGUGAUCACCAAGGAGUUUCUGGACGCCCACAACAUUGACUACGUGGCGCACGACGACCUGCCCUACGCGGACGCCAGCGGCCAGGCCGACGACGUGUACGGGCCGGUCAAGGCCAUGGGCAAGUUCAAGGCGACGCAGCGCACCGACGGCGUGAGCACCAGCGACCUCAUCCUGCGCAUCCUCAGGGACUACAACGAGUACGUGCUCAGGAACCUCAGCAGGGGGUACAGCCGCAAGGACCUGGGGAUCAGCCUGGUGAAGGAGCAGCGCAUCAGGGCGCAGCACAACAUCCGCCAGCUCAGCAACCGCCUGCGGGAGCAGCGCCUGAAGGUCGCCGCGCGCAUCACCAAGCGCAUCGGCAUCAGCGGGCGCCCCCGCGGCGGCGGCGGCGGCGGCGGCGGCGCCGGCGGCGGCAGCGGCGGCGACGCGAGCGGGUCGGACUCGGACAACAGCGGCGGCCAGGUGCGGCGCUGA
Molecule: messenger RNA, 849 nt
Organism: Monoraphidium neglectum
Lineage: Eukaryota; Viridiplantae; Chlorophyta; Chlorophyceae; Sphaeropleales; Selenastraceae
Exons: 5
Coding region: 1-849 (282 amino acids)
Biological process (GO): CDP-choline pathway
Molecular function (GO): choline-phosphate cytidylyltransferase activity; phosphatidylcholine binding
Source: RefSeq, a predicted model, not a curated record